CUAUGUCUCGUCACAACAAGAACAGAAAACGAGUCAAGAAAAGGAAUAUUUCAGCUGCAGCUCAGAAUAAAAUGAAUAUUACCCAAGGUGGGAUUUCAGAAAAUAAGCAACUGUGUUAUGAAUCUGUAAACAACUCAUGUCACAAAGGAAUCUACUCUGUUCAUGCUCCUGUUAUAAUUUAUAGCGUAAUGUGGACAACAAUUGUUGUGACUGUUUGUGGAAACUUGCUGGUUAUCAUCUCAAUAUCACAUUUCAAGCAGCUGCACACACCUACAAAUUUCCUUGUCCUCUCACUAGCAGUUAUUGACCUUUUGCUAGGAGGAUUUGUUAUGCCACCAAUUAUGGCUCGAAUUGCUGAAACCUGUUGGUAUUUUGGAGAAGUCUUCUGUAAGGUUCAUCUGAGCUCUGCUGUCAUGUUCAGUACUGCUUCAAUUAUUCAUCUGUCAUUAAUCUCGAUUGAUCGCUAUUUUGCUGUUUGUCAUCCACUAAGAUAUAAGACAAUGAUCAAUGCAUUUCUUACAGUUAGUUUAAUAUUAAUAAGCUGGAUUCUAUCAGCAAUACUAGGAUUUAUAAUUUUAUUUCUGGAGUUAAAUUUAAAGGGGCUAGAUGAAGAAUAUAUUCAGAAGAUAAAAUGUGUAGGCAGUUGCUUUCUAGUUCAAAAUGAAAUAUCAGGUCUGCUUUCCUCGUUAUUCUCUUUCUACAUUCCAGGUUUUGUUAUGAUAUGCAUCUAUAUGAAAAUUUUUUCCGUAGCAAGAAGACAAGCAAGGUCUAUUAGAGAUACAGCGCAUCAAACAACUGAAGAAAAAAGGAGUGCUGCUUCAAGCAAACGUGAGAGAAAGGCUACUAAAACAUUAGCAAUUGUCUUAGGAGUCUUUCUGAUCUGCUGGUUGCCAUUUUUCUUGUGCAAUGUUAUUAGUCCCCUGGUAAACCACAUGAUUCCUUCUGUGCUAAUUGAAUUUUUUACAUGGAUUGGAUACAUGAAUUCCACUUUUAAUCCUCUAAUCUAUGGUUUUUUCUACAGCUGGUUUAGAAAAGCUCUUAAGUUAAUUGCUUUUGGAAAAAUUUUUCAAAGUGAUUCAUCCAGGACAAAGUUAUUUACUGACUGA
This is a messenger RNA of Polypterus senegalus (gray bichir), 1106 nucleotides long. RefSeq names its product trace amine-associated receptor 1-like. The record is from RefSeq and is a predicted model, not a curated record. The coding region runs from base 3 to 1106 and encodes 367 amino acids. Gene Ontology annotation, molecular function: trace-amine receptor activity. Lineage: Eukaryota; Metazoa; Chordata; Cladistia; Polypteriformes; Polypteridae. The transcript has 2 exons. Gene Ontology annotation, biological process: G protein-coupled receptor signaling pathway. Gene Ontology annotation, cellular component: membrane.